Messenger RNA from Acanthopagrus latus (yellowfin seabream), 700 nucleotides. RefSeq names its product lens intrinsic membrane protein 2.1 (gene lim2.1). The record is from RefSeq and is a predicted model, not a curated record. Lineage: Eukaryota; Metazoa; Chordata; Actinopteri; Spariformes; Sparidae. The transcript has 5 exons. Gene Ontology annotation, cellular component: plasma membrane. Bases 63 to 647 code for a protein of 194 amino acids. Gene Ontology annotation, molecular function: structural constituent of eye lens.
GGAAAGUCUUAAGAGCUUAGCAUACAUCUGAAAGAACCCCAUUACUGAUUUGUACAAGUCAAAUGAAGCCAUUUCAGAGUUUAACAGGUCAUGAAAUCUACUGUGGAAACAAUUGUUUGUGCAGGAUGUACAGCUUUAUGGGUGGAGGGUUGUUUUGUGCAGGCGUGGGGAACAUCCUCCUGAUAGUUUCCACAGCAACCGAUUACUGGAUGCAGUAUCGGCAAUCCAGCAACUACAUGCACCAGGGCCUGUGGCGCUACUGUAUGCCAGGGAAAUGUUUCCCACACAAUGAUAGCAUUGCCCACUUAGAUGCCACCCGUGCCCUCAUGAUCCUAUCUCUUUUGGCCUGUUUCAUUGGCAUCAUCAUUGGCAUUAUGGCCUUCAUCCAUUACUCCUCCUUUGACAGGUUUGACAAAACCUUUGCUGCAGGCAUAUUGUUUUUCAUUUCAUGCUUUUUAGUGUUUCUAGCAAUGGCAGUGUACACUGGUGUGACUAUUAACUACUAUGGGAAACGCUAUGGAAACUGGAGGUUCUCCUGGUCCUAUAUCAUUGGCUGGGUAUCAGUGGUGCUCACCUUCUUUUCAGGUAUAUUCUAUUUGUGUGCCUAUCGGAUGCAUGAAUGCCCCAGGAGCGCUAACCCGCAUUAGAAGACAUCAACCAUCAUCCAGAAAUAAGACAUGGAUUAUGAUUAUGAGAGCGG